This is a messenger RNA of Rotaria sp. Silwood2, 411 nucleotides long. The record is from the annotation of a GenBank genome assembly. NCBI's taxonomy places the organism in Eukaryota, Metazoa, Rotifera, Eurotatoria, Philodinida, Philodinidae.
AUGAUUGGUACAAAUAAUUUAGCACGUGAAAAAUCUCAAUUAACAAUAAAUAAAUUAGAAAAAUUAAUGAAUCGAAAACAAUGUAAUUGUAUUCAAUGCAUUACAUACAUUAUUUACUCUCUCAGCUUAUUUAUUUAUGCCAAGAAUAUUUGUCUCAAUACAUAUAAAGAUGGUAGUCAUCGUGAAAUGGCAUGUUUAAAAAUAACUAGUGAAGUUCUUUUAUAUGCAUCAAUUAUUCCAAUAAUUGAACAACAAAUGAAUAAAAUUAAUUUAUGGAAUUAUUAUAUAACGAUUGAAAUGCCAGCAUUAAAUAUUAUUCUUCAAAUGUUACUUGAUGGAAUAUUAAUUAAUCGAGAAGAAUUAAUUUAUAUUCGAGAAGAUCUUCUCGUAUAUAUAUACAGGGUGUCCUGA